Molecule: messenger RNA, 621 nt
Organism: Pediculus humanus corporis (human body louse)
Lineage: Eukaryota; Metazoa; Arthropoda; Insecta; Psocodea; Pediculidae
Exons: 5
Coding region: 1-621 (206 amino acids)
Biological process (GO): synapse organization
Cellular component (GO): neuron projection membrane
Source: RefSeq, a predicted model, not a curated record
AUGACGUCAUUUCCCUUUGAUAAAUGUCUCCUAUUACCUGAACAAGUAUCUUGGAUUCGAACCAAAGACCUUCACAUUUUAACUUCGGGUCCUGUUACAUUCACAUCAGACGACAGAUUCACUUGCAAUCACGAUCUCGAAUCAUCCGACUGGAGUCUUAAAUUAAAAAAUUCCAAAAUCGAUGAUUCUGGAAUUUACGAAUGCCAAGUAAAUACCGAUCCAAAAAUUAAUCGUAAAAUUAUAUUAAAUGUCGGAAAAUCUUUAACGAAAAUAUUUGGAAAAGAAGAACAAUAUGUUAAAGUAAACAGUACGAUUACAUUUACGUGUUUGGUCAUUGCACCGGAAGAAACAUUAACGUCAAUCGAAUGGUUAAAAAAUGGCCGACAAAUAUCAUUUCAGGCGUCCAGAGGAGGAAUAAUCGUAGAUACGGAAAGAAACGAAAGAAAGGCAACGAGUCGAUUGACUUUAGCUGACGUCAAAAUGAACGACAGUGGAAAUUAUACGUGUAAACCUGGAAAUGCAAAAAGCCAUUCCGUUUCAUUAAUCGUUGUUGAUGGUUUGUUUCGACGAAAUCUGGAUUUCGAUGACAUGAAAAUGGGGUUUGAAAAUGCAGGACAUUAA